AUGCAGAAAUCCUGCCAGAAACCUGUGGACAAAUACAUUGAGUAUGAUCCUGUUAUCAUCUUGAUCAAUGCUGUUUUAUGUAAAGCACAAGCAUAUAGGCACAUUCUUUUCAAUACAAAGAUAAAUAUUCAUGGGAAGCUCUGCAUAUUUUGUUUGCUCUGUGAGGCUUAUCUCAGGUGGUUACAACUACAGGAUUCAAGCCAAAAUAUAGAUCCUGAUGACUUAAUCAGAUAUGCCAAGGAAUGGGAUUUUUAUAGAAUGUUUGGUAUAGCUUCUUUAGAACUAACUUCGUUUUUGCUUGGCAUUUUUAUUGCCUUAUGGUGGAUGAGACCCGAGAUGUUGAAAACAAAAUCUGACUUCAUUUUACUUCUCAAAGCACUGCUAUUGUCCAGCUAUGGAAAGCUUUUGCUAAUUCCAGCUGUUAUUUGGGAACAUGACUAUACGCCUUUGUGCCUUGCGUUUAUAAAAGUGUUUGUCUUGAUAUCAAACUCUCAGGCCGUUAGAGUUACAUUGAACUUGAACCGAAUGCUCCCUUGGUUGGCUAUUGUCUUUGGAUUAAUUUUGGAAAAUGGUGUGGUCUGCUUGUUCCAGAAAAUGGGGUGGGAUAUUUGA
This is a messenger RNA of Phaethon lepturus (White-tailed tropicbird), 612 nucleotides long. RefSeq names its product ARV1 homolog (S. cerevisiae) (gene ARV1). The record is from RefSeq and is a predicted model, not a curated record. The coding region runs from base 1 to 612 and encodes 203 amino acids. Gene Ontology annotation, biological process: sterol metabolic process; intracellular sterol transport; regulation of plasma membrane sterol distribution. Gene Ontology annotation, cellular component: Golgi apparatus; cortical endoplasmic reticulum. NCBI's taxonomy places the organism in Eukaryota, Metazoa, Chordata, Aves, Phaethontiformes, Phaethontidae. The transcript is spliced from 5 exons.